This is a messenger RNA of Mercurialis annua (annual mercury), 998 nucleotides long. Its product is annotated as protein TRANSPARENT TESTA 16. NCBI's taxonomy places the organism in Eukaryota, Viridiplantae, Streptophyta, Magnoliopsida, Malpighiales, Euphorbiaceae. Gene Ontology annotation, molecular function: RNA polymerase II cis-regulatory region sequence-specific DNA binding; DNA-binding transcription factor activity, RNA polymerase II-specific; protein dimerization activity. The record is from RefSeq and is a predicted model, not a curated record. The transcript is spliced from 8 exons. Gene Ontology annotation, biological process: positive regulation of transcription by RNA polymerase II. Gene Ontology annotation, cellular component: nucleus. The coding region runs from base 135 to 836 and encodes 233 amino acids.
AAAGUUCAUAAUAUGAAUAAAAGGCUCUUAAUGCAGACUCUCUAAUUCUACAAGCAACUGAUUAGAGAUUUUAUAAUAUAGGAAUUGGGUGUGAAAAAGUAUAUAGAAAUUGCCCUAAAAGUGGAAAAAGAAUUAUGGGUCGUGGAAAGAUACCAAUUAGGAGGAUUGAGAACCAGACAACAAGGCAAGUGACCUUCUCCAAACGUAGAGCUGGACUUUUAAAGAAGACUCAUGAACUUUCUGUUCUUUGUGAUGCUCAAAUUGGCCUCAUCAUCUUCUCCAGUACAGGCAAGAUGUGCCAGUACUGCUCUGACCCAUUAAGGAUGGAGCAAAUCAUUGAUAGGUACCAGAAAAAUACAGGGACCUGUAUUCCUGAGCAUGAUAGCAGGGAACAGCUAUUCGGUGAGUUGGCGAUGCUGCGAAAAGAAACUCGGCGUCUUCAGCUGAACAUGAGGCGGUACACUGGUGAAGACAUGAGCUCUAUUCCGUUUGAGGAGUUGGGUGAGCUCGAACAAGAACUCGAACGCUCCGUUGCCAAGAUCCGCGACCGCAAGAAUGAGUUGUUGCAGCAGCAGCUGGAUAAUCUGCGUAGGAAGGAGCGAAUGCUGGAGGAGGAAAAUAGCAAUAUGUUCCGUUGGAUUCAGGAGCAUCGAGCAGCGCUGGAGUACGAGCAGGCGAGCAUGGAAGCAAAGGCGGUGGAGCAUGAGCAAGUUAUGGAGCAGUUCCCAUUCUGUGGAGAACCGAACAGUGUGCUUCAGCUCGCAACCAUUCCCUCUCAAAUGCAUCCUUAUCAUCUCCAGCUAGCUCAGCCCACUCUUCAAGGCUCUACUCUUUAGCACUUCAGAGUUGAGACAAGGGUUGCUCAAAACAAAGUAUCAAUGGGUUAUAUAUACUGCAAUAUACAGCUUCGGAUUGCUUUUUAAAAGACAUAUUCAUAUAUGGUUUCUUACGUAUUGCACUUUGGAAUUUAUAUUAUCUUCUUCAAACUUAUGCUUUUA